Messenger RNA from Leguminivora glycinivorella, 1213 nucleotides. Its product is annotated as ATP-dependent (S)-NAD(P)H-hydrate dehydratase-like. Bases 155 to 1141 code for a protein of 328 amino acids. NCBI's taxonomy places the organism in Eukaryota, Metazoa, Arthropoda, Insecta, Lepidoptera, Tortricidae. Gene Ontology annotation, molecular function: ATP-dependent NAD(P)H-hydrate dehydratase activity. Gene Ontology annotation, biological process: metabolite repair. The record is from RefSeq and is a predicted model, not a curated record. The transcript is spliced from 2 exons.
AUGGUAUUUUAUAGAGCUCAAAGGCCACGAGGUCAUAUUUAUUUGUGACAUCAAUUUUAUUAAUUUGUUAGUGACGAGUUAUUCGUAGACUUUCUAUUUCAAGCAAUACUAAUUUGACAUUUUAUGUGUUUAUUAUUGUUAAGUUGUAUCAAAUAUGAAUUCCAUUGUCAAAAGUUUGACUGCGAUUGGAUUACAUUUCGUUUUGUGUACUAAAUUGGUUACAUCGUCAAUAGUGGAAGAAUGUUCAACAAUUGAUAAUUUAAACGAGGAAAGGCUUUUAAGCCUCGGUAAAAUUAUUGUUCCUGAAUUAGAAGGCAAAAGUAAAGGUGACGCUGGCAAAAUAUGUAUUAUAGGUGGAUCUACCGAGUACACAGGUGCACCUUAUUUUUCAGCUAUUUCAUCCUUGAAGGUUGGAGCUGACUUAGUUUUUAUUAUCACUACUGAGAAUGCAGCACCAGUUAUAAAAUCUUAUAGUCCAGAGCUUAUAGUUUAUCCUUAUUUAAGCUCCAAGAACCUACCAAAUAUUGUGACAUUGCUUAAUAAAAUGGACAUAAUCAUAAUUGGCCCAGGAUUGGGAAGGGACGAAAACACUAUGAAAUUAACAUAUGACAUUAUAGAAGCUUGCAAGAUGAUAAAAAAGCCAUUGAUUAUUGAUGCGGAUGGUUUGUACGCAGUUUCAAAUAACUUGACAAUUAUUAAGGGAUAUCCUUUGCCAGGAGCUAUUCUAACCCCAAAUAAUCACGAAGCGAAGAGAUUUAUUACUGCAAUUUCUAGCAAUAGCACCUGGUACACUUUCUGGGGAGAUAAUGUGAGCGUUUUGCACAAAGGGGGUGAAGAUCAUUACUACUCCAGUAUUGCUUCUUUCGAUUGGACUUUGUCAAAAGGAGGAUCUGGUCGAAGAGCUGGUGGGCAAGGGGACAUACUGUCUGGAGCUUUGGGCACAUUCUACACAUGGGCUUUGAAAUAUGAUCUUUGUGAUAACGACAAGUCGGUUCAACUUGCACAAAGUGUGGCUGCUUUUCUGUCUGCUAGGUUUACGAGAAUAUGUAACUACAAAGCUUUUUGCAUUCAUGGUCGCAGUAUGACUGCUUCAGAUAUGAUUAACCAGAUUCAUGCGUCUUUUGAUGCUUUAUUUUUGUGAAUUUAUAAUAACGUUCUGUAUACUCUUGCAAGUCUUGUAAAUCAUAUACAAAUUACAGUCUUCAUAAUCAUA